ACAACAACUAUCAAGAAAACCACUUUAUUCAAGAGACCAAUGCCAAUUAGCAGCAAAAAAGCAAACAUAAUACAGAAAAUGAAUAUCCCAAACCACAAACAUCUGAAGUCCAUGAGUGUGUUAGAAGCAGAUAUGACUGACAUCAGUAUGGAAGAAGAUCUUUCAGAUAUGGAGGAUAGUCGAACCAACAGUCAGGAAUACCCAGAAACAAGAUCGAUAACAAACCUGAAGCAUAUAGAUGAAAUGGAAGAGGAAAAAAAAAAAAGAGAAAAAUAG
Molecule: messenger RNA, 276 nt
Organism: Acaulospora morrowiae
Lineage: Eukaryota; Fungi; Glomeromycota; Glomeromycetes; Diversisporales; Acaulosporaceae
Source: the annotation of a GenBank genome assembly